This is a messenger RNA of Ectocarpus sp. CCAP 1310/34, 2265 nucleotides long. NCBI's taxonomy places the organism in Eukaryota, Phaeophyceae, Ectocarpales, Ectocarpaceae. The record is from the annotation of a GenBank genome assembly.
AUGUAUACAUGCAGCAUUUUGAACAGCCAACAACCGCUCGCGAUACACUACGCCCCACUCAGCACAUGCGCUAUUCUAAACACUUUGCUACCCUACCAUCCAAAUCCAGGGGCAGGACUUCCGAUGCAGAGAUCUACCCACACGCCAGACAGGCCCACAAUCGCGGGAAAUCAACGACGGCACACCACGCCAUCGCCGAGCACGCAGGCUUGGGAGGAAAGCAGGGGUGCUCGACGGCAACGUGAGAAUCUUGCGGAUAUUUUCGGGCUCGACGCCGACAUCGUCACAUACAAGGGUAAGGAUGCCUUCUACACCAUCCCCUCAUACGAAUGGGGCUCCUGGACGAAGACAACGAAACCGUGGGGCGCCCACUGGGGUUUUACGGGCAGUGAUGCCGAUGGAUUCACCUUCUUCACUUCCGCGAGGGGUGCACAUGUUGAGGUAUGCCUUGGACCCACUAGCCUGAAAGGGGUAGGACCGAUUGCUUCCAUCACGUUCAACGGGCGCUGCGUUAAGAACCAUGACGCCCUCCGGAGGUUUACGGCAGUCGGCGCGGACGAUGAUUUGACGGAGCUUCUCAACGUGGUGUGGCACACGCUUCCCUGCCAAGGCGUCUCUCAGCAGCAUGUCCGGGAGGACGCCAAGAUGCCAGCAGGGGCCGCCGACGUUUUCCCGAGCCUCGUACGCCAGGCGCAACGGAACCUCGAGAGUAAUCCGACUUUAANAGGCCGAGUCCAAGAUGUUCAGCAAGAACAUCUACAUGACAGCGCGCAAAAGGAUCACAAGCUCAGGACUACGGCAGUUGACCUGAAUAGAGAGCGAAAUGCGACGACCUUGCUGCGUGAACGGAUCGUUUCAAUGAGGGAGGAGUGCGUACACAACAAAACGCUCCCACUCCCGUGCGCACAGGAUCAGGUGAAGUGGAACACGAGCCACGGCAAGGCAAAGGGGUUUCGAUUUCACCCGGCUACGAUGAGACUUGCCAUCUACAUCCAAGGGAUUGCGGGGACUGCGGCGUACAACAUGCUGACGAAUGUCUUGCACCUGCCUAGCCCUGAACGCAUCAAGCAGCUGCGGCGGAAUGCCGCCCCUCCUAGGACGGGUGUGCUGACCGAGAACAUCCUGAAAAACGGGAAGCUCGCGGCCACGCAAGACACAGACAAGGCCGACCUGAUGGGGGUCUUGGCGUGGGACCUCAUGCACCUCAACAAGAACGGUUUUAGUUUCGCACCUAACGGGGGGGGGUUCACGGGCCUCGUGGACGAGACGACGUUCUUCAACCCCAUCUACAAGCACGAGGGGGGGAUUGUAAAGGAAGUAGAGCCAAUUCUGGAGAAGAUUGUCGCCACGCAAUACGUCGAGAUGUACUUCGUGAGCGUCGGCAAGCCGGAGUACAAGUUCGUCGUGUGGCGCGAAGCUGUCCGCUCUCUCAGUACGGACUUCAUCCAACGCAUGUUGAUCCGGGUCAUGCGUUCUCUUGCGAUGGCCCACCCGGAUAAAGCCUUCGACGUCAUAGCCACCGUAUGCGACGGUGCACCUGGGCAGCUCGGAGAGGUCACUUUGGUGGUGGCCAAGUGGAUGACCUUGGAAAGACCGUGUGUGGAGCCGUACUUUAUGAUCGGCCCUUUUCCCCUCGUUGCGCCCUCGCGAACGCCUCUCGACAGCCGUUCUUUUCAGACACACGCGGCCAUUUCAGGGUUCUGUCGGUGGAUCAAGGGGCCGCAGGAGGGCUCGUUCACCAGCUUCAAGGUCGGGAUCCUACACCCUGUUCAUCUUCACGAGGUCUUCAACAUGAGCGACCCCAUGCACAUUCUCAAGAAGAUCGUCAACGCCCUUUGGCACAGCGACAUCCCCGCCAAGCAGCGCCAGCUGGGGAUGUGGUGCGUCACCGACCAGGACGAGUUGAAGUUUUCUCAGUUCUCCUUGAAGACCGCGCAACGAGUGUACAACGACGUCGAGUACGACAACAACAGCAUUACUCCCGAGGAACGAGCUGCCACCUUGACCAUAUUCCCAGGCAUGCCAGUGAGCGCGUUCAACAGGACUAAUUUCACCUGCAUGAACGUCAAGCUCUCUGCGAAGGUGGUGUCGGGGACCAUCGUCCGAGCUAUUCGCGAAGUUCGGGCCAACCGAGAGACGAGGGGCGAACCCCCAGACCUUGCGCUGGGAUGCUAUGAAGGCCACCUCAAUGACUUCGUAGAUAUCUUCAACGCGGCGUUCAACAGCCUCUCCAAGAGCUAUCCGAAAAUGCGCCAGGGGAAGUAA